UUUGCCAUUAGAACAUUCUGGCUAUUACGAAUUUAAUAUAUCAAAAAAUAUAAAAAAGAAUAAUUCGCAAAAGCAGCAAACAGAUUUUGGCGGAAAAACAAAAUUCGAAACAGUGUAGAAUUUUGCUUUUUUACAUGGUUGUGCUUAUAGCACCUGUAACUCAAUCUUUAUUGGCGUAAGUAAACAUAGUAUAAAGAGGGAGGUAGAUAUUUAUUGGCUGUGGAGACGCGGAAUAAUAUAUCUAGUAAUAGCUCAGGACUCUUAAAAAGUGGCGCCAAUAUAACUAAACCCGUAAAUUUAUUAAUAAUAAAAUGGAUAUAUCUGUUAGUUCAUCAACAACUCAAAAUGGUGCAAGCGGAGGUGGCGUUGCGGCUGAAGGUAUAGCUCCUGUUUUUAUUAAACAAAUCUUAUAUUCGCCUGAGGGGAAUUUCAGCUUGUAUGGGAUAACUUUUGGAAUGGUAUCUUGUGUAUGCAUAGUACGUUCGAUUGAUGUGUCUUCUACAAAAAUUACAUAUUCCUUGGAGGACCACUCGGGUCAGAUAGAAGCACAUUACUGGCUAGAAGAAGGUGACUCAACCAAAGCUCCUGACAUUAUGCUCAAUCAUUAUGUCAAGCUGUUUGGUAGUAUAAGGACACAAGGCUCACAGAAAAUGUUAAUGGUUUUUAAAAUGAUUGCAAUAAUGAAUUCUAACGAAGUUUGUACUCAUGUAUUGGAAGUACUGAAUGCUAGGUAUAAAUCUGAAGAAUUUGCUAGUAAAGGAAGUGACACCUACUCUACAAAUGUUGAUUCGAUGAACUUUAACUCCAAGACUAGUGGAGAUGAUUCUCUUGGUUUGGAAGGAAAACAGCUGGCAGUUUUACAAGCCGUUAAGAACAAUAUAAGUACGGAAGGUAUCAGCCGCAAAGAAUUGCAACAAAAAUUCAAUCAUAUCAGUGGAAAUGAACUAAACUCCCUUAUCGAGUUUUUGAUAUCAGAAGGUCAUAUAUAUUCCAGUUUCGAUGCAGACCAUUUUGUUAGUUCGGAGUAACUUUGUAAAUACUUAAAAUUUAAUAAUAUUUAAUAAAUUUAUAAAUAUUCUUUAAUUUAAAA
Molecule: messenger RNA, 1090 nt
Organism: Bactrocera latifrons
Lineage: Eukaryota; Metazoa; Arthropoda; Insecta; Diptera; Tephritidae
Gene: RPA2
Product: replication protein A 32 kDa subunit
Exons: 4
Coding region: 312-1028 (238 amino acids)
Biological process (GO): DNA replication; double-strand break repair via homologous recombination; nucleotide-excision repair
Cellular component (GO): nucleus; site of double-strand break; DNA replication factor A complex
Molecular function (GO): DNA binding
Source: RefSeq, a predicted model, not a curated record